GGGGCGGGGUGAGAAGGCUCGCGCCGGUAAAGGCGCAGCCUGGAGCGCGGUGGAGAGUUCUGCCCGGGAGCACCGCCUGGCCCUCCGGACUCGCCGCCUGCCCCUCCCCCGUCCGCCGCCGUCACCCGGGAAACGGGCCGCGAUCGCCCGCCGACCCGAAGCUUGUUUCAUGGCAGCCACGAAGAAAGCAGUUUUGGGGCCGCUGGUGGGGGCAGUGGACCAGGGCACGAGCUCGACGCGCUUUUUGGUUUUCAAUUCAAAAACAGCAGAACUACUUAGUCAUCAUCAAGUGGAAAUAAAACAAGAAUUUCCAAGAGAAGGAUGGGUGGAACAAGACCCUAAGGAAAUUCUGCAGUCUGUCUAUGAGUGUAUAGAGAAAACGUGUGAGAAACUUGGACAGCUCAAUAUUGAUAUUUCCAACAUAAAAGCUAUUGGUGUCAGUAACCAGAGGGAAACCACUGUGGUCUGGGACAGGUUAACUGGAGAGCCUCUCUACAAUGCUGUGGUGUGGCUUGAUCUAAGAACCCAGUCUACCGUUGAGAAUCUUAGUAAAAGAAUUCCAGGAAAUAAUAACUUUGUCAAGUCCAAGACAGGCCUUCCACUUAGCACUUACUUCAGUGCAGUGAAACUUCGUUGGCUCCUUGACAAUGUGAGAAAAGUUCAAAAGGCUGUUGAAGAAGAUAGAGCUCUUUUUGGGACUAUUGAUUCAUGGCUUAUUUGGAGUUUGACAGGAGGAGCCAAUGGAGGUGUCCAUUGUACGGAUGUGACAAAUGCAAGUAGGACGAUGCUUUUCAACAUUCAUUCUUUGGAAUGGGAUAAAGAGCUCUGCGAAUUUUUUGAAAUUCCAAUAAAAAUUCUUCCAAAUGUCCGGAGUUCUUCUGAGAUCUAUGGCCUAAUGAAAAUCUCUCAUAGCCUGAAAGCUGGGGCCUUGGAAGGUGUGCCAAUAUCUGGGUGUUUGGGGGACCAGUCUGCUGCAUUGGUGGGACAAAUGUGCUUCCAGGAUGGACAAGCCAAAAACACGUAUGGAACAGGCUGUUUCUUACUAUGUAAUACAGGCCGUAAGUGUGUAUUUUCUGAACAUGGCCUUCUGACCACAGUGGCUUAUAAACUCGGCAGAGACAAACCAGUAUAUUAUGCAUUGGAAGGUUCUGUGGCUAUAGCCGGUGCUGUUAUUCGCUGGCUAAGAGACAAUCUAGGAAUUAUAAAGACCUCAGAGGAAAUUGAAAAACUUGCUAAAGAAGUAGGUACUUCUUAUGGCUGCUAUUUCGUCCCAGCAUUUUCAGGGUUAUAUGCACCUUAUUGGGAGCCCAGUGCAAGAGGGAUCAUCUGUGGGCUCACUCAGUUCACCAAUAAAUGCCAUAUUGCUUUUGCUGCAUUAGAAGCUGUUUGUUUCCAAACCCGAGAGAUUUUGGAUGCCAUGAACCGCGACUGUGGAAUUCCGCUCAGUCAUUUGCAGGUAGAUGGAGGAAUGACCAACAACAAAAUUCUCAUGCAGCUACAAGCAGACAUUCUGUAUAUUCCAGUAGUGAAGCCCUCGAUGCCUGAAACAACGGCCCUGGGCGCUGCCAUGGCUGCAGGGGCUGCAGAAGGCGUUGGCGUUUGGAGUCUCAAACCCGAGGAUUUGUCAGCUGUCACGAUGGAACGGUUUGAACCCCAGAUCAACGCUGAGGAAAGUGAAAUUCGUUAUUCUACGUGGAAGAAAGCUGUGAUGAAGUCAAUGGGUUGGGUCACAACUCAGUCUUCGGAAAGUGGUAUCCCAUAAAUAAUACCAACUCAUGGAUUCCACAGAUGCGAGCUCUUCAUCUAAUGAGAGAAUCCAGCGGUUGUCUCUUAGUGUGAUGACACUAUUCAUAGACUCUGAUUUUAUUUAUAAGCCACUCGCUGCAUGACCCUCCAAGUAGACCUGUGGCUUGAAAUAAAGAAAAUGCAGCAGAAAGAAUGCUAUAGAAACAUUUGGUGUGUUUUUUAACAUCAACAGUUAAGAUUGGACCAGCCACCUUUGGGGCUGACCCUUCUUUUGCCAUCCCUUCCUGCCCCAUUCCCUCUAAGAUCUAAGAAGAAUUCAGAUCCUGUCCAUUGGAAUCUUUCAUCAAACAUCUUCGAACGCUCAUGGGCCAGGAUUUGAUUCUCUGCAGCACACACACUUGAUUAAAGGUUUAUUACUAACAGGCUAAAAAUGAGCGACUUUUUGUUUGUUUCUUUUUAAUAGACCCCCAAGAGUCCUCUUUUCUGCAUAUUAGGGAGACCACAGCAUCUUCACUGAAUGUUUAAAUGGAAACUUCUACUAAAUUCUUAAAAUGGAAAUUUAGUACUCUCGUAGCUUAGAUAUUUUUCUGAAAAGUAUUUGCUAAAGCUGAAAUUCUUUGGACAUUUUAUAUGGUCUCACUAAUUACACUGAAUUGCUGUCUGGAUCUUAUAGGGAAGGACACUUUUUCCUUUUUUUUCCAUCUCUCCUUUUUGUAUUUUUUACUUUGUAUGUGUAACAUACAUGCCUAUAUAUUUUAUAUACUGAGGGUAGCCCAUUUAUAAAUUAAGAGCACAUUGUAUUCAGUAGGUUUAUUGGGGCUGGUCUUAAGUGGACCACUAUGUGUAGAAAUAUUUUGGGGAAAACACUGUACACAUUUUUGGACAACAGUUAUGCAUAUUAUUUACCAGGAGAAACUUUUUCUUAAAGAGCCAACAUUGAAAAUUUAAGUAUAUGUUCUCUGUCAAUAAAAAAAUGUACUUUAUUGUGACUUCAACUAUAUUUUUUAUAUCUUACCAUUUUAUUUGUUUUAGCUGGAUGUAUGCUUUAAAAAAAACCUGUGGAAUACUACAGUAAAUAUUGUUUUCAAACACAAGCACUAGUACAUAUAAAGUUAUUUUCCUUUGUCAUAAUUUUAGACAUAUUUGGGAUCCUUUUGAAGAGAUGUCAAAAAAGUUUAAAAACUUAAGUAGAAUAAAACCUUAGUAAUAAAGCCAAGAAUCUCUUUUUAUCUAAAUAUGUUAUCAGUUGCUGAUAAGCAAUUAUUUCUAUUUGGAAUGACAGAGAAUUAUUUCUUCUUACUGUCAUUAUAACUGAAAAAAAUGUUUAUUAUUAGAAAUGAAUUCCAAUGAAACCAAGAAUUUCUCAAAAUAUUUAGUAUUACGUGUUAUAAAAACUUACCUAAUCUAGCUGCUUAAUGUCAAUCUAAAAAAUAUUUUUAAAUUAAUUUGUUUACUACAAAUAAGAAAAUAGUGCCUCCCAAUUAUUUUCUUCAGUCAGUGCUGAAAAUGGCAAAAUAUUUAUAUAUUAAUAUAAAAGAUUUUGUUUUGUUUGGAAUUAAUGAUAGUUUGCAUUUGCAGUUCUGAUUGUACUGUUUCUACAUUAUUGAAUCUGCUGGGUUUUAUUGAUGCAGCUGCCAAUUUAGUGAGAUAAAUAUUAUAGAAAGGUAUCAUGAGAUUAUUACUUCGUGGCAAGGGUACUUUUUAACAUAAUUAUGUUUCUACAAAGGUAGGUUGAGUUAAUUGGAAAUAAUUGUGAAAAUCACUGUUCAAAUAAUUUUAAGAUUGAUUUUCUAUAAAUUGCAAUAUUUAUAAAUGUUUGAAAUUGUACACAUUGAUAUUUAAUGAUAAAUGUACUUAAAAUAAAUUGACCCCUCAUUC
Molecule: messenger RNA, 3624 nt
Organism: Ceratotherium simum simum (southern white rhinoceros)
Lineage: Eukaryota; Metazoa; Chordata; Mammalia; Perissodactyla; Rhinocerotidae
Gene: GK
Product: glycerol kinase
Biological process (GO): glycerol-3-phosphate biosynthetic process; glycerol metabolic process; phosphorylation
Cellular component (GO): mitochondrion
Molecular function (GO): glycerol kinase activity
Source: RefSeq, a predicted model, not a curated record